Gastrolobium bilobum is the source of this 2499-nucleotide messenger RNA. Its product is annotated as probable methyltransferase PMT2. Gene Ontology annotation, cellular component: trans-Golgi network; endosome; cytoplasm. The transcript has 7 exons. Gene Ontology annotation, molecular function: methyltransferase activity. The coding region runs from base 263 to 2086 and encodes 607 amino acids. NCBI's taxonomy places the organism in Eukaryota, Viridiplantae, Streptophyta, Magnoliopsida, Fabales, Fabaceae. The record is from RefSeq and is a predicted model, not a curated record.
ACUUUUCGGAACAACAUAUGUGAACGGGAGACACAACCACACGAAACAAGAAAACAAGACACAAAGGAACAAACAACCCAUUCCACUUCUGCAACAAUCGAGAAACAAUAAAUCUAAAUCUUUUUCAUAUCUUCCCAUACAUUUUUUCAUUCUCUGCACAGAUCCUUCUUUCUUCAUCGCCUUCGAAUUUUCACAAUUUCUUUUUUGCUUUCAUUCUCACACCACUAUUCUAUAAGGUUUGGGGAAGUUAUAAAGAAUCAUCAUGGUUACGAAAGGGAACCCCGGAGACAAUAGAAAUAAUAAGAGUACUAUGUCUGUUUUGAUAGUAGUUGGCUUGUGUGGUUUCUUCUAUAUAUUGGGUUUGUGGCAAAGGAGUGGUUUUGGAAAGGGAGACAGCAUAGCUGUUGAGAUUACUAAACAUACGGAUUGCAGUGUUCUCUCUGAUCUAAACUAUGAGACCCACCAUGAUGAUGAUGCCGGAACACCUGAUAGUUCUGAAGCACAAGUCAAGGAGUUCAAGCCCUGCGAUGAUCGCUACAUUGAUUACACGCCUUGUCAUGAUCAAGCGCGAGCAAUGACAUUUCCCCGAGAAAAUAUGAUGUAUAGAGAAAGGCACUGUCCUCCUGAAGAAGAUAAAUUGUAUUGUCUCAUACCUGCACCUAGAGGAUAUGCAACACCAUUUCCAUGGCCCAAGAGUCGUGACUACGUACCGUAUGCAAAUGCGCCUUACAAGAGCCUGACAGUUGAGAAGGCUGUGCAGAAUUGGAUACAGUAUGAAGGAAAUGUAUUCAGGUUCCCUGGUGGAGGAACACAGUUUCCCCAAGGAGCUGAUGCUUACAUUAAUGAACUUGCAUCUGUUAUUCCAUUGGACAAUGGGAUGGUGAGAACUGCAUUAGAUACUGGCUGUGGGGUUGCUAGUUGGGGUGCAUACCUGUUUAAGAAAAAUGUUAUUUCAAUGUCAAUUGCACCAAGGGACUCUCAUGAAGCGCAAGUUCAAUUUGCUUUGGAAAGAGGUGUUCCAGCAAUCAUUGGUGUUCUUGGAACCAUAAUGCUGCCUUUCCCUUCUGGAGCUUUCGACAUGGCACAUUGUUCUCGCUGCUUGAUUCCUUGGGGUGGAAAUGAUGGUAUGUACAUGAAGGAAGUUGACCGAGUUCUUAGACCGGGUGGUUACUGGAUACUUUCUGGCCCUCCUAUUAACUGGAAGAAUAGCUACCGAGCAUGGCAACGUCCUGAAGAAGAGCUUGAGGAGGAGCAAAAGCAGAUUGAGGAUGUUGCUAAACUUCUUUGCUGGGAAAAGAAAUAUGAGAAGGGUGAAAUUGCAAUCUGGAGAAAAAGAUUAAAUUCUGAUGAAUGCAGUGAACAAGAUACUCAGCCUACAAUGUGUGAAUCCACAAAUUCUGAUGAUGUCUGGUACAAGAAGAUGGAAAAUUGUGUAACUCCAACUAAACCUAGUGGUUCAUGGAAGCCAUUCCCAGAGAGACUCAAUGUGGAUCCUUCCAGAAUUACCAGUGGAUCCAUUCCUGGUGUAUCUGUGAAGGUAUUUGAGGAGGACAACCGAUUAUGGAAGAAGCAUGUGAAUGCCUACAAGCGGAUCAACAAAAUCAUUGACUCAGGGAGGUAUCGUAACAUCAUGGACAUGAAUGCUGGUCUGGGAAGUUUUGCUGCUGCCCUGGAUUCUCCCAAAUUAUGGGUUAUGAAUGUUAUGCCUACAAUUGCUGAGAAAGCUAACCUGGGUGUUAUAUUCGAGCGUGGAUUGAUUGGCAUUUAUCACAAUUGGUGUGAAGCCUUUUCCACAUAUCCAAGGACCUAUGACCUCAUCCAUGCAAAUGGUGUUUUCAGCUUAUACAAGAAUGAGUGUAAUGCAGAAGACAUUCUAUUGGAGAUGGACCGUAUCUUACGGCCAGAAGGAGCAGUAAUAUUCCGAGAUCAAAUGGAUGUGCUAAUGAAGGUGAAAAGAAUUGUGAGAGGAAUGAGAUGGAAUAUCAAAAUGGUGGAUCAUGAGGAUGGUCCACUGGUUUCGGAGAAGGUGUUGUUUGCUGUCAAGCAGUAUUGGGUUGCAGGUGACAACACCACAAGCUCAGAGUGAUGGCACAAGCAGUAUUGAGUUCCAAACAGCUGACAAAAUUAUUCUACUUGUGAUUUUGAUUCAAGAUAUUUCCAACUUAUGUAAGUAGCUUGGGGACCUGAAAUUAUCUGGUGUCUAACAUCAGAGGCGGGCAUAUAUUUAUUUUGUUAAAUGUAGAGUUAGUAGAUGUCCUUAUUUUUUUAUGAUUCAUAAAUCAUAGUCAGCAGAUUUCUUUAUUUGGCUUCUCCCUCUCUUGAGUCACACAUUGGUUCUUUUAAUAACGAAAAAGAAAACAAACUCAGGUCUAAGUGGGAGCUAGGUAGCUUUACAUUUUCACCUUCUUUUUGGUUAGCCAUUGUCUCCUGCUUUAUGAAUGAAUUUUAGGUAUUAUGUGUCUUAUAUUCAUUUUAUAACUUUAAUUAAUUCCAAUAGAU